AAUUGCAUAGAAAUGAACUUUUGCAUGUGACUCUUAUUGAGUGGUGUUUUGCGUAUCGGCAUUGCAUCAAGGUUAUUUUUAUGACAAGGAUCAAGAUGGCGAUCGAUAUAUAAACACUUGCUCAUCAUAAAACAUUUACCAGUCUACAAGGGAUCAGUAAGCUUCAUUCAUGCGUGGAGAAAGGACUGAUUUAUUUUUCCACCCCCCACCACGUCCAGCCAUCGGGGCCUGAUUUGGCUACUGUAUUAUACAAAAAUAGGCCACUUGUGGUUCACUAAUCCAACAAAAGCCAACCACAACAAAACUCAACACAGUGGAAAGAGUUGUAAAGCUCCUGUCAGGAGGUGCGACAUACAAGGACACCUUUGAUCAGCAGCCAACCAUGCCUACGAUAAAAUAAGGUGGAAUUUAAUUGAAGCAUCCUGGAAGUGGAUUGUCCCCCAGUGCGGGAUUUUGACUUCGUGAAUUCCUCUACUCCACUCGAUCUAUACGUAAACUGCGAUGGAAGUUCGUGUACCAGCCACAACUUUCAGUCGAUGUCCAAUACAAUAAUGAAACGAACAUCAGAUCCUGAAAUAAACAACGAGUUCAACCUGGAAUUUGUUUCUAUCCAAACUCAGCAGCCAUAUAAUUAUGAUGAGUUGGCCAUGAAGUUUUGUUCGAAGUCGAAAAGGACCAGGAUCCAAGAUGGGAGUUCAACGGUGCUUUCCCUAAUUCAACUGGCAGCAGAGGGGCAUUGAGUCGUAUUUCCUUUUUAUACUGGACUCCAAACGUGUAUCCCUAUUAUGAGCAUUCGUCAUGAUCUUUGAUGUUGUUUACUCGCAUCGCAGAAUUUCUGAAUACACAACAAAGUGGUGAGGGCAACAAUGUAUGAAACAAUGAAAUGGACAUACACAAAAAGUCAUAAUUCUUGGAAAUAAUUAUUCAAUGUGAAAUAAAGUGAACCUUCAUUAAGAGAAAGUAACAUUCAACUGCCAAUUGGAAACGGGAAAUUCCGAAGAACGGCGUGAAGCAGGGUGCCAAGGAACUGUAUUUUUGUGGCUGCCUGACGGUGGCCAGUUGAUAUAUUUUUACAUGAACUUUGAUUGGCAAAGAUGAACAGCUCUGACCCGCUCACCAAGGACCGUGGUCUCGUGUCAAGUCAUGGGGAACACGAAACAUCACUGAAGCUGCACCGGAGGAACUCCAUCCAGAGGGAGCGUCUUGAUCAGGAGCUAAGACGUCUCGACAAGGAGCAGGAGAAGUGCAUUCGAAGAUCUCACAUCGAGAUCUGCUCUCUCUCAAGAGACAAGAAGAACCUCGUGAGUGACCUCGGCAGGCUCUCCUUCUCAGAGAUUGAGACAAAUGAAGACGCCAACGGAGAUACUAUAACUGAUGAGGCAUUGCAGCCGACUGGCGAGCGCAAAAGGAAAUUUAGCUUCCCUCCGGCUAUGCCUGCAGACGCAAUCGCCAGACGCAUCUCACUGCCUGCUCUCUUCCCAGACGGGAGCAGCAGCAUAGUCAAGAAAGACCUGUUCUUAGACAAACGGAUGACCCGUGAGAUGAACAGACUCAAGAAAGCAUCAAUGCGCUCUGGAAAAGAUAAUAGCAACGAUUUGGAUUCCAGCAGGAAAGGCAAACCACGUAUUCCGGCUAAUGCUUGGUACCAUGACAACCAACAGGUCGCAAAAGCGCGGGAAAGAUCUGUGUUUGAUCGUCUGUCGUCCGAAAGUGGCAUGAACUCAAAACCGUGCGGGGAGUUCUUAAAAAGUGUAAGAAAACGAAGGACCUUUAACGUACCACUUUCGCCAAAAUCAUCAAGGAAAUCUGAACAUAAAUAAAACUUGGUUUGGACAGUAAGAGGUGCAAAGUUGAUUGCAGUGAAUGCAUACCAUGAAAUGUAAAUAUUAGUGUAAGAUAGGCAAGUGCAUUCAUUUAAUGUGAAAUUAUUCAAUCUGGGUUGUACAAAGACAAACUUACCAGAGCAACAGGAUUUGAACUCGCAACCUCCAGAAUAUUAUGUGCCGGUGUCGUAUGCAAUGACCUCUAUCCUAUGCAAUACUAAAACAUUGUGAGAAACGGCUCCCUCUGAAAAACAUGGUUUUCGAGAAAGAAGUAAUUUUCCAUGAAUUUG
Molecule: messenger RNA, 2113 nt
Organism: Asterias rubens (European starfish)
Lineage: Eukaryota; Metazoa; Echinodermata; Asteroidea; Forcipulatida; Asteriidae
Exons: 1
Coding region: 1095-1820 (241 amino acids)
Source: RefSeq, a predicted model, not a curated record